AUGUCCUUCAAUGACCGUCGCGCCAGCCAUAUGAGCGCUCCUCGACCCCGCGUUGCUUCCAGUCGCGUCGAUGCGGACAGGCCGAGUCGCGGCGCCGCAUCGCCGCUCGAAGACAUGGACCCGCGCACGAGUACCUCGAGCCAGAAACACAGACUGUCUCGAGAUCAGAAACCUAUGUCUGAGAAGCACACCGAGCGUACUGUGAUCACAACAAAGGAGAAAGCGGUGCGGAGGAAUCUCCCCAAAGAGUUCAACGCAGAGGGCGCGAGUCCUGGUAGUAAGAAGAGGGAGCCUGUGGCAGAGCAUGCGCCAUGGAAUCCGCACGCAUCUCUCAUCCCACAUUCAACGGCUCCGCUCGCCUCCCGAGUAUCUGUUCCUCCGUCUGCCUCGGCAGCACCUCAGUCGCUCCAUCCCCGACCAUUUAGAGAACUAUCAUCGGAGGCGCAAGAGGCUGCGAUCCUGGAGGAUCUGCUUUUCGUCUUCAUGGGCUUUGAGGGCCAGUACAUCCACUAUCACAGCUCAUACGAUCCAUCCUCCGAGAAAGAUCGCCUGACCGGUCCGGUAUUCCAGUUCGCGCCGGGGCUGGAUCCCACCUUGCGGGAUCUCACACAGUCUAUGUUGAAAAUGGCGACUCAUUACAGUGCCAUGGAGGCAUUUGUCGAGAUCCAGAGUCGCGCCGAAUACGGAGCUGUCAGCCAUGCUCUCUGCGCAGCCAUUCGAAAAUUGCUCAAGGACUACCUGAUUCUUAUUGCUCAGUUGGAAGGCCAAUUGCUAAAUAACCCCACUUUUACUCUUCACCAACUUCACCUCCAUACUAUGCCGACUAGUCAAUGCCUUGUGCAGCUGUACUCCUUGGGACAGGAGCUUCUUCGUCGCAAUGGUCUACUAGAUCAAGACCUUGACGAGUCCAUGGAGGAUUUUGGUGACGUUGAUAACAUCCUGGAGCAACUUAAGGAAGGAGGCGAUCUUGUGCCGGGCGCCAUGUCUAGCAAGAAGAUUUGCAAGGGCGGCAAUAUUUUGAGGCUUCUUACCGAGCGUUUGGCUACCUUCUCCGGUGACCCGACGACAAAGACUCUAAUACAGUCAUUACUACGCGACGCCAGUCGGCCAUACAUGAACAUGCUGAACGAGUGGCUGCACCAUGGCGGCAUCAAGGACCCCCAUGCUGAGUUCUUGGUGAAGGAGCAAAAGUGGAUCAAACGAGAGAAGUUGGAGGAAGACUACACCGACGAAUACUGGGAGAAGCGUUACACGAUUCGUGACAAAGAGGUUCCACCGCAGCUUGACAGCGUUCGAGAUAAAGUGCUUCUGGCAGGCAAAUAUCUCAACGUGGUGCGAGAAUGCGGUGGUGUCGAUAUCAGCAAAGCCGUUCAAGAUGUCCCCAAGACCCUCGAUGAUCCACGCUUUCUGGAGAAUGUGAAUGCAGCAUACACAUACGCUAAUGCCUCCUUGCUCAACCUUCUCUUAACGAAAAACUCCCUCACGACUCGAUUCCGCUCCCUGAAGCAUUACUUCUUCCUUGACCGCUCCGACUUCUUUUCGUAUUUCCUCGAGCUCAGCGCAUCGGAGUUGCGCAAGCAUGCACGAAAUGUGAACGAGGGCAAGCUUCAGUCUCUACUGGAUAUCGUGCUGCGCCAGCCGGGGAGUAUCGCUGCGCAAGAUCCUUUCAAAGAAGAUGUCAAGGUGCGAAUGAACAAGAUUGGUCUCACAAAGUGGUUGAUGGAGGUCGUGAGUGUCUCAGGUAUGGAUCAAGAGAACCCGCAAGCGUCUGUUGAGAAGCAACAAGCCUCUGCAGCUCAGACUGCCGAUGACGACAAGGAUAUAUUGGGAUUCGACGCUCUGGAGCUGGACUACUCCGUACCGUUUCCCUUGUCUCUUGUCAUCAGUCGCAAGACGGUCCUGAGAUAUCAACUUAUUUUCCGACACUUGCUGUCACUGCGACAUCUGGAGACACUGCUGGUCACGUCUUGGGCCGACCACAACAAAACGACCAGCUGGCGACACAAGUCAUCGGACCGUAGGCUGGAGAUGUGGAAGCGACGGGCAUGGAAUCUGCGCGCAAAGAUGCUCGUAUUUGUGCAGCAGCUUCUAUACUUUUGCACGGCCGAAGUUGUGGAGCCUAACUGGGUGGGACUGAUGGAACGAGUCAAUGGAGCUAGUGCCGGGACUGAAUUGACUGUGAACGGACGGAAACAGGCCACCCGCACGGUCGAUGAGCUUAUGCAGGACCAUGUGGAUUUCCUGGACACCUGUCUCAAAGAGUGCAUGCUGACCCAAGCCAAGCUGCUGAAGACUCUUUCCCGGGCGUUGAUUUCAGCCGAUCCGGACUUGGCUGGCAAGGCGGUUGAAGGCGAUCCGCGAGCCUACCCCUUUGAUCCCGCCCGUAUGGGCAAGCUCGAAGAUACUCUCAAGCGGUAUGAAGAUCAUUUCAACCGCCAUCUACGGAUUCUCAUGGACAGCCUGAAUUAUUUCGCCGCCACUGAAAGUGUGGUCUUGUUAAAGCUGGCCCACUCGUUGAGCUCGAUCAGCAAAGAAGAUUGA
This is a messenger RNA of Penicillium maclennaniae, 2541 nucleotides long. Its product is annotated as gamma-tubulin-complex subunit SPC97. Bases 1 to 2541 code for a protein of 846 amino acids. The transcript is spliced from 5 exons. Lineage: Eukaryota; Fungi; Ascomycota; Eurotiomycetes; Eurotiales; Aspergillaceae. Gene Ontology annotation, cellular component: gamma-tubulin small complex; mitotic spindle pole body; spindle pole. Gene Ontology annotation, biological process: cytoplasmic microtubule organization; microtubule nucleation; spindle assembly. Gene Ontology annotation, molecular function: gamma-tubulin binding; microtubule minus-end binding. The record is from RefSeq and is a predicted model, not a curated record.